Epinephelus lanceolatus (giant grouper) is the source of this 1459-nucleotide messenger RNA. RefSeq names its product calcium homeostasis modulator 1b (gene calhm1b). Gene Ontology annotation, cellular component: plasma membrane. The record is from RefSeq and is a predicted model, not a curated record. Gene Ontology annotation, molecular function: monoatomic cation channel activity. Lineage: Eukaryota; Metazoa; Chordata; Actinopteri; Perciformes; Serranidae.
CAGAGCUACGAUGUCUGAUAAGUUUAAAGAAAGGCAAGUUAUUUACCAUGGACAGUGUCAUCAUAUGAAUUUUUCCUCUUCUGUGAAUCCACUCUGAAGCAAACAGAUUUAAUUCCAUCUGAACCAAGGAUCCACCACAUCUCCCAAGAUGGAUAAGUUUCGUAUGAUGUUCCAGUUCCUCCAGUCCAACCAGGAAUCCUUUAUGAAUGGGAUCUGUGGUAUCAUGGCACUAGCCAGUGCACAGAUGUACUCUGCCUUUGAGUUUAGCUGCCCCUGUAUGCCAGAGUACAACUACACCUAUGGGAUCGGACUGCUCUUUAUUCCACCUAUAUGGUUCUUUCUGUUGGGUUUCGUGUUGAACAAUAAUGUGUCAGUGCUCGCAGAGGAGUGGAAAAGACCCACAGGGAAGCGCGGCAAGGAUCCAACAAUCCUUCGCUACAUGUUUUGCUCAAUCACGCAGAGAUCCUUGAUAGCACCUGCGGUGUGGGUGUCUGUCACUCUCAUGGAUGGGAAGAGCUUCCUCUGUGCGUUCAGCGUCAACCUGGACAUUGACAGGUUUGGGAAUUACAGUGUGAUGACGGGGCUGUCAGAGACAGAGAAGAUAAAACUGCUGGCGAGGAUUCCAUGCAAAGAUCUAUUUGAGCAUCAGGAAAUAAGAGUGGCAGCAUCACGAUACAUCAAGUGUAUAUCACAGGCAUGUGGAUGGAUGUUUCUGCUCAUGAUGACCUUCACAGCCUUCCUGAUCCGAGCUAUUCGACCUUGCUUCACUCAAGCCGCCUUUCUCAAGACCAAGUACUGGUCUCACUACAUUGACAUUGAGCGCAAAAUGUUCGAUGAGACCUGUAAAGAGCACGCCAAGAGUUUCGCCAAGGUUUGCAUCCACCAGUACUUCGAGAACAUUAGUGGGGAGAUGCGCAGCCUCCACCACCGCCACUCGAGUGACAGCGACGAUGAAGAUGAGGAGAAGAGGAGAAGCGACGAAGACAAGCUUCUGGGUAUCAGGGCCCAGGAUGAUAUGAAUAAAAUUUUAUGGAACUGGCACACCUGUAAGCCAGCUCUGGCUCUGAGAAAGGACCAAAUGGGUGGUGAGAACAAUGGCAGACUGAAUGGAGAGGCCAAUGGAGUAGCAAAUGGAUUUGUAAAGGGACACACCCAUGAGGUGGAGAAAAAGGAAUGGGCAGUGUAUUACAGUAAGGUCUGAAAAGUUCAGCAGGACAAAGAGCAGCUUGGAUUGGCUCGUCUUUUAUUUUCAGUCACUUCGGGAAUCAUUUUAUUUCUUUUUGUAAUAGUAACUUGUCAAACUUAGUUGAAUUAGAUUGUUGAAUUAGAAUGUUGAUUAGUUGAUUUAUUUCAAUGCACAGAUCAUAUUGAUUAUUAUAUUACAUUAUAUUGAUUGAUUUCAGUGGAGUAUAUAGUUUGACUGAUGGCACAAUAUGUUAGCAUAAUGACACUGUUAACA